Messenger RNA from Schistosoma rodhaini, 7720 nucleotides. Lineage: Eukaryota; Metazoa; Platyhelminthes; Trematoda; Strigeidida; Schistosomatidae. The record is from the annotation of a GenBank genome assembly.
AUUUUGACAAUUUAUUGUUUACCAUGUAGUAACUACUGUCAUAUUUAUCUAGUCCUUUAGUACUGCUUGAAUUCUAUCGAAUAAGUUGCAAUGUGAUGACUCGUUUAACUGACUCGACACCACAUACGCUAUGUUGAGUUGUUAGGUAUUUGCUAAUCAGUGUUCAAUCAGUUGCAAAUAUUAAUGCAAGAGGCCAGUUGUAGCCCAAAUAGUUCACUGGUAACGUUCCAAACUGUGAAGCUGUGUGACUUGGAUUUAAAUCCCAGUACAAGCAUCUGUCCCUUCAGGAUUGUAAAAACAUCCAACUGGUUGUUUAAUGUAUAUAUGUAACUGUACGAUUUGUCUUUUUUGUAUGGAACCUUUCGUUUUGAUUGUUUCAUUUUCGUUUGUUUCAGUGAUCAUCCCUGUCUUUUUUAAUGGUUUGUUUACAUUAUAUACGACUUCAGUAAUUUGUCAUAUAGGUAUAAUACACGGAUGUGUGUAUGUGUACAUAUCACCGUUUGUUGGUGUAUAUCAUACUUUACUAUAUUUUUAUUUUUGUCUUGUACGACCUUGUCUGACCCAAUUUUUUAAACCAUGGACCAGAGAAUAUAUAAAAUGCUGUUUAGCAUUUCUUUGGAUAAAGUUUUGCCACAGUUCCAAGGACGUUUUAUGUUUCCAUCAUGUUUAAAUCCCAAGUUCAAGUGUACCGACAAAUGGCGUUUCCGACAGAAAUCAACUUAGAACAUCAACUACUAUUACUGGUCAGAUACGCAAACAACAAUCCCCUGCUAAUCGAUAUGAUGAAGUGCCUUCUUUAGAUGAAAUUCGAUCCUCUCAACCACCGAUUCGUUCGUCAAAUAGAAUAAAUCAAUCAGAUGUAAAUAAUCCAUGGCCUUACACAAACCAGCCUUCUAAUCAACAAAAUGGUAAUUUAGAUGGAGCAUUGAAUACGGCUAAUUCGUUUGAACAGUUAGCUGCUCUUGCUGAAGCUCAGUUAAAUUCUAAUAAUAUAGGGAUGUACGAUUAUUCUGAUCCAUCAGUUAAUACUAAUUUUCAUCAAUCUCAAGCGAUUUCUACAGCUUAUCAACCCCAGUCUGGAAUCAAUUCGUGUCCAAUAUCCAUGACUCAGAACGGUCAGCGAUCUCAUAUAUUUGGCAGUGUUAGUGUGCUCCCUAGUUUUGCCAGUGGUGUUAUAUCAAAUGGUAAUUCAGGACAUGCAAAUCAUGAAUUCGUUCCUUCAUCAUCAGCGUAUGACUUACAACAUGGUCAACAAGAACAGUAUUCUCAGUCAAACCAGCCGGUCUCACUAGCGUCUUCUUCAUCUGCUGAUCUUGAUAAUAGUAAUGAUAGGAAGUUCUCAACACCAGCAACAGGAGAGUCUAUUGGACAAGAUCCUUCCUCAGAUACCAGUCAAACGACAGGCCUGGUAUGUCAUAAUCGUGUAUCAGAAAAAAUUCAAAAAUUAGUCAACACUUUGAAACGUCCCAAACGAUAUCCAUUACCCGAAUAUUUUCUUGAUGAUGAAGAUCAAGUACUUGUAAGACCUGUUGUUGAUCCUACGGCACCACGUCCCAGAGGUCUUCCGUCUGAACCACUUAUAGGAGAAGAACUAGUUAUACCUUCUGGUUUGCCAAGAAAUCUAGAAUCUGCACUUCAACGUUACGCUAGCUUGAGUUGUAAAACACCUGCCCUAACUUGUUUAGACGUAUCUGGCAGACCAACUCAGGUGCUAACUUACGCAAAAUUGCUGCAACGUGCCAUCCGAAUAGCUUAUACACUUUUGAAUAAAUUGGGUCAUCGUGGAGAGCAGAGCUUAAAACCUGGAGACCGUGUCGCAUUGGUGUACGCCAAUAAUGAACCAAUCAGUUUUCUGUGCGCAUUUUAUGGUUGUAUUUUGGCCAGUGUUAUUCCAAUAGCAAUCGAAGUUCCAUCUCCUCGUCGAGAUGCUUCAUGUCAAAGUAUGGGGUUUUUAUUAGGUAGUCAGGAUGCACGUAUAGUUUUGGCUAGUGAGCAAUGUUACAAAGCUUUACAACGUGGUCCUAAUGGUGAGGUAUUAUCAUUUUCUGGUUGGCCACGUGUUACAUGGAUUAAUACAGACCAUCAUGCUAGUGGAACUAAACCACCGAAAGAUUGGACUCCUCCUGAUCGAUUAUCAAAUGAUGCAACCAUGUACUUGGAAUAUACAUUUAGUAAAGAUGGCAGUGUACAUGGUGUAAUGAUAAGUCGACGUGCAGCACUUUCUCACUGUCGAGCAUUAACUGUAGCUUGUAAUUAUUCUGAAGAGGAUGUUGUUGUCUGUGUUGUAGAUUGCCGUCGACAAAUAGGAUUAUGGCAUGCUGUUUUGACGAGCGUCUUCAAUGGGUUACAUGUAAUUUUUGUGCCUUAUUCAGUAAUGCAAGUUGAUCCUGGCUCUUGGUUACGUAUGGUUACCAAGUACCGAGCAACUGUUGCUAUUGUAAAAAGUCGUGAUAUGCAUUGGGCAUUAUUAGCUGAACGGGAUCAUCCUAAUGUAAACUUAUCUUCAUUACGUAUGCUUCUAGUUGCAGAUGGAUCAAAUCCUUGGUCUUUAAACUCUUGCGAUUCUUUUACACAAAAAUUCCGAUCUCGAGGAUUUUCUCCUGAUGCUAUCUGUCCAUGCGCUGGAAGUUCAGAAACACUAACACUUUGUUUACGUCGUCCACCUCAUCAAAUAAAUUCAGUAAAUGGCAAAAUAUGCACAAACUCUCGUUCUGAUUCACUUAUAGCCUCUCCACCUAGUUCAGUAAGAGGAGUUAUUUCGAUCCAUAGUCUUACAUAUGGUGUUGUGCGUGUCGAUACUGAAGAUUCACUAACCUCACUUACUUUACAAGAUUGUGGACAGGUUCUCCCAGGAGCUUCGGCAGUUGUCAUACGUUUGGGUCCCAAACCGAUACUUUGUCAAACUGAUGAAGUUGGUGAAAUUUGCUUAUCUUCUGAUUGUACUGGUUCUGGAUAUUGGGGUCUUCGUGGCCAAACUGACGCACAUUUUCAUGUGGAACCGAUACAUGAGGAUGGUACUCCUGUAUGCUCUUCUACUGGUGUUAAAAAGUAUACACGAUCUGGAUUUAUGGGGUUUCCUGGUCCAGCAUCAUCUGGUGGUUUAAUUUUUAUAUCGGGUUGCAUUGAUGGCUUAAUGACUAUUGCAAGUAGACGUCACAACGGUGAUGAUAUUAUAGCAACAGUUCUCGCUGUUCAACCAACAAAAAUUAUUUACAGGGGAAGGAUUGCUGUUUUCUCAGUGGAUUUACUAAAAGAUGAACGUCUUGUUAUUGUUGCUGAAUUAAGACAAGGUUAUUCAGAUGAAGCUGCUUUCACAUGGAUGUCUCUUGUGCUGCAAGCUGUUGAUAGUAUUCAUCAAGUUAGUGUUUAUUGUUUAGCUUUGGUACAUCAAAAUACAUUGCCGAAAACGCCUUUUGGUGGAAUAAAUUGCCAUUCUGUGAAAAGACUUUUUUCUGAAGGACAGUUGCAUCCUACAGCAUUGUUGCUUUGUCCUCAUUCUGCUAUACAAAAUCUACCCCAACCUCGACAACUCAGGCCUAGUUUGGUUGGACCAUCUGCUAUGAUGGUUGGUCAAGUUGUUCAAGGAGUUAGGCUAGCAGAGGCACGUGGAAGACCUUUAGGAUCAUCUCCAUCUUCUAAUAUAAUUUCCAGUUCACCUGAUAAUGAAUUUCAACUGUUAACUGAGAUACUUAUUCACAGAGCAAAUCAUACCCCAGAUGACAGAUUAUUUACUGUUUAUAAUACUAAAGGACAAGAAGUUUCGACGCUUACUUGUAGUCAACUUUUACGUCGUUCAGAAAGAUUAGCAGUUCAGUUAAAAGAAAAAGGUAAAGCUCAAGUGGGAACAAUUGUUGCUUUACUGUAUCCUCCAGGCACUGAGCUUGUUUGUGCAUUUUACGCUUGCCUUCUAAUUGGUGCCAUUCCUGUACCGGUACGCCCACCUCGAAUAGAUUCUUCUGCUCCUGGUGGUGGUAGCUCUGUUAGUGCUACAAUUGGUUCUGGUCCUAUUGGGCUAUUAUCUGGACCACCUGGUUCAGGAUCAUCAUCCGGUAUAAGUUUAUUAGGUUUAGGAGGUGGUGGUGGUCAUAAUGGGAAUUCACCGGUUAGUGGUAGUGCUGGUCAAUUGUCUUCUGGUACUGGAAGCUUUCCCAAUGUAUACUUUCGGCCGAACACUCCUAGUUUAGACGCUUCAUUGGAUUUAAUUUGGAAUGUUGUAAAGCACUCAGGAGCAACAGUUAUUUUCACACAAAAUAAUUUGAUUAAACUAUUGAAAUCCAAGGAGGCUACUAAUCGUAUUCCUUUUAAUCAUUGGCCAAUAAUACUUGACUCUGACGAAUACAAUAGACGGAAAUCGAAUUUCACUAUUCAAACACCUUGUCUAGAUCAACCAAUUGCUUAUUUGGAUUUUGCUGCAUCAACAACAGGGACACUGACUGGAAUUCGUGUAACUCAUCAAGUUGUUUAUGCGUUAUGUCGAGCUCAAAAAAUUCAAUGUGAAUUUUAUCCGACUCGUGAAGUUGUCCUGAGUCUUGAUCCAUAUUCUGGUCUUGGAUUCACUUUAUGGACAUUAACAUCUGUCUACUGUGGACAUCAUUCAGUAUUGAUACCUCCAAGUGUUACAGAAAUAGUACCUGAUUUAUGGCUUACUAUAUGUAGUCAAAGAAAAGUUCGUGAUGCAUUUUGUUCACAUUACACUAUGGAAUUAGCUACACGUUACUUGACUAAACAAAUGUCUAUUUUAAAGCAACGUGAAAUAAGUUUAUCAAGUAUUCGAAGUUUAGUUGUUGUAGCUGAAGAACGUCCUCGGAUUCAUUUGACUUCCAUGUUCACUAAGUUGUUUUCUAGUCUGGGUUUAACAGGACGUGCUGUAAGCACUUCAUUUGGUUGUCGAGUUAAUUUAGCAAUUUCUUUACAGGGUGCUAGUUCACCGGAAAGCACAACUGUUUAUGUAGAUCGUGUCAGCUUACGAAAUGAUCGUGUUAAAUUAUUAGAAAAAGGAUCACCACAUAGUCUGUGUCUUAUGGAAUCUGGAAAACUAUUACCUGGUGUACAUGUAGUAAUAGCUAAUCCUGAUACACUAGGUCAGUGUGCUGAUUCGCAACUAGGCGAAAUAUGGGUAUCAUCUCCCCACAAUUCUACUGAACUAUUAGGGCCAUUCGAUAGUGCUAGUUUAAAUCGUCCUACUGGUGUUGCUUCACAACCUGUACCAGGAAUAAAUGCUGGUGAUUCUUUACAUGCUCGUUUAGUUACUGGUGAUACUGAAAGAGUUUAUGCACGUACUGGAUUUUUGGGUUUUGUUCGACGAACUGAAUUAACUCAAUCUGAUGGAGAACUACAUGAUGCCAUAUUUGUAGUAGGCAGUUUAGAGGAAACUAUUUUACUACGUGGAAUGCGCUUUCAUCCAGUCGAUAUUGAGAAUACUGUGAUGCGUUCACACAAGAAAAUAUGUGAAUGUGCUGUAUUUAGUUGGUCGAAUUUAUUAGUUGUAGUCGCUGAACUAGCUGGUGAAGAAAAUGAAGCAAUGGAUCUUGUUCAUCCAAUUACAGCACAUGUAUUAACUGAACAUCAAAUGAUUGUUGGUGUUGUUGUAAUAGUAGAUCCUAGAACAGUACCAAUUAAUCCAUCUGGUGAAAAACAACGAAUUCUAUUAAGAGAUAGUUUUGUUAAUGACAAAUUGGAUCCAAUCUAUGUUUCAUAUAAUAUGUAAAUUAUAAAAUCAAACAUUGUUUCUUCAUUCAUAACUUAUGUUUAUGUUUGUGUGUUUAUUUUCUUUCUAUAUGGCAAUAUUCAUCGCUUCUGAUCAAUUUUCUUUCUUGUUGGGGUUUAAAGUUAGGGUCUACUUUUUAUUGUUUGUUACCUUCAGUUCCAAUGUUAUUCUUUCAUGUAAUAAUCCUUUUGAUAAUUUCUAUAUAUAUCAAUAACAACAUACCAUGCCAUUUAUUACUCUUUCUCGUUUACCAUUUAUUCGACAAUUAAUUAGGAUUUAAUAACAAUAAUUAAUAUUAUUAUUAUUCAUAAUAAAUGAAGUGAUCCUGUUUCGCAACAACACUUGUUCCCCUGACUGUUCCGUUGAUGCAAUUUUAGUAUUAUUUGUUAAUUUAUUUCAGUUUUGUUACCUAUUUCAGUUUUUUUUAAUUGGUUACUGCUGCUUUAAGUAGUAGAUCAGUCUACUAAUCAUCAUUGUCUACACUUAUUUAAUUCAUGCAUAAACUGAUAUGCAUAUUUGUAAAACAAGGGUGUUUCACUACUCUUUUUUUGAUUAUUUUGUUUUCAUUGUUAAUUUCAUUUAGCUGUUCUUUCUUUGGAAUGUAUACUAUUUUUAAAAAAAUCAACUAAAGCAUUUUCCCUAUGUGUAAAAUCAAAGCAAUUAGGUUGUUGACCUGCUCCCUGCUUUUUUCUGUCUCUUGAUUAUUAUUCUGUCAAUUUAAUACAUAUUAUUAUUAUUUCUUGAAUUGAUUUUAUUUAUUUCUGUAACCGGUGCUUCUGGUUUUUCUCCCCCCUUUUUUUAUCUCUCUCUCGUAUCAUCUUUUAAUUGAAUACAUCUUCAACUUGACUAUUUAAAAGCAUCAUAUCCCACCGUGUGACUUCAUAUUAUGCAUACGUCUAACUAUGGGCAUCCAAUCACCCGUGAUCUGAUUAUAUGCACAAUAGUGAUAUAACUGGUAUAUAUAUAUAUAUGUCUUGGUUAGAUAAUACUUUUUUUAUUUUCUUUCCCUUUUUAGAAUUUAUCUUGGCAUCACUUUGUGUGUUUGUGUGAAUAGGUAAGUAGUUCUUUCUUCUUUUUAAUCCUUUUGAUUCCUAUUUUCUUAAUUUUCUGUACUGCUGCGUUUUACCCCAUCAUAUUAUCUAUCUUUCAUUACCAAUUCAAACAAUCCAAACUAUUUCACUAUAAUCGAAUAAUAAAUAAUAUUUGCAAUACUUAAUUUCUUUCUUUCUUUCAUUCUUCUUUUUUUAGUCCUUUCGUUUGUUCCUAUUGUCAUUGUGUUUUUCAGUUAUUCUUCUUCCUUUUUUUUAAAACUUGGUAUACUUAAAGAUGAUUUAGCUAAAAUAUUUUCUUUUGUAUAAUCGAUGUAAAACAUAUGGAUUAGAUGAAAAUUGUCAUUUACGCAAUAUACACAGUGUAAUAGUCGAAUUGUUUACUUAAUUGACAGAAUAACUGAUUCCUUUUUUCAUUUAAAGAUAGACAAAUACAUAUAUAAAAUCAAUAUAUGUGAAUUGUUUUCAUCUGGUUUCUCUUGUUUCUUUUUCUACAUUUACUACAUGUAUAAGAUGUUUUACAAAUUCAUUAUUCCUGUUGAUCUUAAAGGAAGUAAUAAUGGUUUUGUUGUUUAGUGGUAUUUACUCUAGUUAUACUUUAGAAAUGAUUUGAUUACGUUAGAGUUUAUGCUCAUAAUCAAAUGAAUUAUUAUCAUUGCAUAAUCGCAGUCUUCUGUUUGACCACAUCAUUAAAUCGUCUAUGUAUCUGAGUAAUUGUAUCUCUCAUUAUGCUGCUUUACAAUUGCAUAAUUGAAUCUUUGUUGAACAGUCAUGUUGGAGUUACAUACGUAUGCUGAUUUUGUGUUAUCGAUGAGCCAGAAGUGAAAGUUCACUUUUUGUUUGUAUCCUUAAAUUGUUCAUCUUUAAGUAAACUGUUUGACAUUCAAAGUAAACUACUUCAGUCAGAAAGUGAUAAGUUUAUCUGCGUUUAUCGUACUAGACUUAAAAUAAAACGGAUGAUAUU